AGUUUGGGUUAAAACAGCUCGAACCUACAUGUGUGCAGUAGUAUCUCUUGCGCCCCCGCGCGGUCUCACCGCUGCACUACACCUGGCAGUGAAAUACGCUGCCUCUCAGCGGCUGCGGCUCCACACUCAACUCCACAGCGUCCAGUCCGCACUCGUCAGUCCUGCGGGGCGACAACAACAGACCAGACGUUCGUCGUCGUCGUCGGCGCCGUGUGUUGGUGAUGGACGAGCGGGCCCCGAGCGAAGCCGCGUAGCCUCCCCACAGAUGGCGGGGUGAGCGAGGAUGCGACUCCCCAUCUCCAUUUUUGUGUCGGUGUCUCUGUUCACGGCGGAGACCACGGCGGCGCUGUACCUCAGCUCCACGUACCGCUCCGCGGGAGACCGAAUCUGGCAGGGACUGACGCUGCUCUUCACGCUGGUGCCGUCCGUGCUGGUGCAGCUCACGCUCACCUUCAUCCACCGGGACCUGGGCAGGGACAGACCGCUGGUACUGCUGCUGCACAUCCUGCAGCUCGGACCCAUUGUCAGGUGUCUGGAGGCGUUCUGCAUCUAUGGCAGCGUCGGCCAGGUCGAGGAGCCGUAUGUCAGCAUCACCAGGAAGAAGCAGAUGCCCCGCGGGGGUCAGUCCGAGGAGGUGGAGCGGCAGGUGGGCCAGGCGGAGGGGAAACUGUUUACGCACCGAGCCGCCUUCGCCCGCACGUCCGUCAUUCAGGCCUUCCUGGGAUCGGCCCCACAGCUCACCCUGCAGCUCUACAUCUGCGUCCUGCAGCAGGGGGUGUCCAUCGGUAGAGGAACACUGAUGGUGAUCUCCCUCCUAUCCAUUGUUUACGGAGCCCUGCGCUGCAACAUCCUGGCCAUCAAGAUCAAAUAUGACGACUAUGAAGUGGACAUCCGGCCCAUGGCGUACGUCUGCAUUUUCCUGUGGAGGAGCUUUGAGAUCGCCACCCGCGUGGUGGUCCUGGUUCUGUUCAGCUCCGUGCUGCAGCUCUGGGUCCUCCCCGUGGUUCUGCUGAACUUCCUCGUCUUCUUCCUCUGCCCGUGGAUCCUGUUCUGGUCGAGCCACUCGCCCUUUCCCGAAAACAUAGAGAAGACUCUGACCCGGGUGGGGACCACCAUCGUGCUUUGCUUGCUCACCUUCCUGUACGCCGGCAUCAAUAUGUUCUGCUGGUCUGCCGUGCAGGUGAAACUCAACGACCCGGACCUCAUCAACAAGUCCCAGAACUGGUAUCGCAUGGCCGUGUACUACAUGCUACGCUUCGUGGAGAACGCCACGCUGCUUCUGCUGUGGUACCUCUAUAAAACGGACUUCUACAAUUUCAUCCACGCACCCUUGCUGUUGCUGCAGCUGCUCGUGGCCUACGCCAUCGCCAUCUUGUUCAUGCUGAUCUUCUACCAGUUCUGUCAUCCGUGUCGGAAGCUCUUCUCCUCCAGCAUGACCCAGGGCCUGUGGGACUGCUCCUCCCUCCUGUGUCUCAUGUGCAGCUCCUCUCCGCCACAGAACAGGCCGACGAGGAAGGAGGCGCCGGAGACUCCGGGGCCCCCCGCGCACCCUGACGCAGCCCACGACACGGCCAGUGACCACACAGACGACGGCCCCAACGACACGAGCUACGACAUCCUCAGCGACACAAUCUAUGACAUUCCGGCAGAGACGGGCGUCAAAAUCGAAGGCGGGAUCAACGGCGAAGUGAGCAACAGUUUAUCGUGCAAUGCUUGAAACCAUCACAAUGUGUGACGUGCCAUUCGGGGGAACACCUCUGACCGCUAUCGUGUUACCUUUCAAGUGCCACAUGGAUACUUUGAACAACGCACCCAUCUGUUUUCUACCACCGUGUGAUAUGUCUACAUGAAGCAAAACGUGUCCUUAACUUUACAUCGAUUCUGGCUGCAAACACGUGUAGUGUUCGCUCGUGUUAAAGAGAUAGAUAAGGGGUUGUUGUUGGUUUUUUUUAAGUGUGGUUGUAUGAGAUGUUGAGAUAUUAAGCAGCAGUGACCGGACCAAGCAAGUUUGACAAAAUGGAUGCUUACUCCCAGUGGGGACACGAGGAAAAAAAUGAUUUUAGCCACUUAAUAAAAUAAUAAAAUGCCUGCUUAAGUCUAAAAUAUCUUGCCGUUAGACAGCCGGUUGCAGCUGGAAUCUAAAGUUUGGUUCUCCCUGCACCAAAGUCCACAGAGAAAGUAAGCGAUUUUACAUUCCAUUACACAGGAGAUGUUGGUGCACUGCUGCCUCUGUUAGUGACUUAAAAAUGUGUUAUUUAAAGCUUUUUGGUGUUUAAAAUUGUUUAAGUUUUACCUGCUCAACACAAAUGUUCCAUAGGAGGCAGCAGUAGACCAGCACCUUCAGUGUCUCCAUGAGCUAAAAAUGCUGAUUUUCACUAUGGACUUUGGUGUGAGGGAAAAAAAAUGUUUUUAUCCACUUAUAAUAAAAUGCCUGCUUAAGUCUAAGAUAACUUAAGACUGUUUUCACUGCUUUAUCUUGCCGUUAGACAGCCUGUUCCAGCUGGAAUCUAAAGUUUGUGUCUCCCUGCACCAAAGCCCAUAGAGAAAAUAAGCGAUUUUACAUUCCAUUACGCAGGUGAUGUUGAUGCACUGCUGCCUCAGUUGGUAACUUAAAAUAUGCUAUUUUAUGACUUUGGGUUGAGACAUUUUAGGUUAAGUUUUACUUCAUUAAGGUAAAUUUACCAUAGGAGGCAGCAGUAGACCAGCACCUCCAGUGUCUCCAUGAGCUAAAAACGCUGAUAUUCACUAUGGACUUUGGUGUGGGGGAAUUUACAAACUUCCUGUUGCAGAUGUUGUAGAUUUAAUGAGGUAUAGCUUUUAUUACAUGAGCAUGCCCGCUGGUUCUUGGCAAAGGUGGCCAGCAGGGGCCGUGCACACCUGAGUCUGUGAGUUUGAAUCUCAUAAAAUUACAAAAAAAAAGCAGAACUUUAACCACUACUGAGAUGAUGCUCACAGUCUCAUCCUGCAGCUUUUACAAAUGCAAAUAAGAAUCAUCCACAGCCAACAUAUUUUUAAGGUUUAGAGACUUUGUCCACAUACUGUAUAUGCUGCAUAUGUGAAAACUAGGAGCCAUGGCAGUCAAACUGAUUGUAUUUAGUAUUUCUCUUUGGCAUGGAGGUGUGCAUGUGUAGAGCCUCUGAUGAGGUGAGUGUAUUAUUCUCUGGGUGUGGGUGGGGAGUAUGUUUUGUACAGCUGUUUUUUCUUGAAACUCUUAUUAGUUUUAUGGCUGCAAGCAAUACAGCUUUUUUUUUUUUUAACUCCUUGAUAAAAAGCUUUAUCAUGAACACA
Molecule: messenger RNA, 3288 nt
Organism: Solea solea (common sole)
Lineage: Eukaryota; Metazoa; Chordata; Actinopteri; Pleuronectiformes; Soleidae
Gene: xk
Product: X-linked Kx blood group (McLeod syndrome)
Exons: 3
Coding region: 284-1717 (477 amino acids)
Cellular component (GO): membrane
Source: RefSeq, a predicted model, not a curated record